Molecule: messenger RNA, 1334 nt
Organism: Populus euphratica (Euphrates poplar)
Lineage: Eukaryota; Viridiplantae; Streptophyta; Magnoliopsida; Malpighiales; Salicaceae
Product: omega-hydroxypalmitate O-feruloyl transferase-like
Exons: 1
Coding region: 117-971 (284 amino acids)
Molecular function (GO): acyltransferase activity, transferring groups other than amino-acyl groups
Source: RefSeq, a predicted model, not a curated record
UUUAAAUUGAGAAUAAAAUCCAUUGUACGAAUGAAUCUCCUAAAAUCCUUAUAAGAGGUUAAUUUAUUGAUCUCCUUCAUUUACAGGUAACAUCAUUUAAGUGCGGUGGUUUUGCAAUGGGCAUAUCAACCAGCCAUGCAACAUUUGAUGGGAUAAGCUUCAAGACCUUCUUGCAAAACUUGGCUGCCCUGGCUGGUGGCAAACCCCUGGCUGUCACUCCCUGCAACGACCGUGAACUCCUAGCUGCUCGAUCUCCACCACGUGUCACCUUCCCUCACCCUGAAUUGGUCAAACUUCAGACUCACCUGGGCCAAGAAUUGAAUGCUCCAGUCUUUGAUGCCGCCCACGAAGCCCUAGACUUCAAGAUUUUCCGGCUAACUUCCGGCAACAUCUCCGACAUGAAAGAGAAGGCCAAGACAAGUCCAAGCGCCCGCGUUUCUGGGUUUAAUGUGGUGACUGCUCAUAUUUGGAGAUGCAAGGCACUGUCACAACCGGAAGCCCAGGAUCCCGAUAGAGUGUCAACAAUUCUCUAUGCGGUCAACAUUCGGCCAAGGUUGAUCCCUCCUUUACCAGAAUCAUAUGCUGGAAAUGCUGUGUUAACUGCUUACGCAAAUGCUACGUGCAAGGAGCUGCAAGAGGGGCCAAUCUCUAAACUGGUGGAGAGAGUGGCAGAGGGUUCAAAGAGAAUGACUGACGAGUAUGUGCGGUCUGCUAUAGAUUGGGGUGAGAUUCACAAAGGAUUUCCGCAUGGAGAUUUCUUGGUAUCAUCUUGGUGGAAAUUAGGAUUUGAUGAAGUGGAAUAUCCAUGGGGGUGCCCCAGGUACAGUUGUCCUGUGGUGUACCACAGAAAGGAUAUUAUCUUGCUUUUCCCGGAUAUCGAUGACAAGAAUAGCGUCAAUGUUCUGGUUGCCCUGCCCAGCAAGGAAAUGGAAAAGUUUGAAAGCCUCUUCCACAAAUUCUUAUCGGCUUGAAUUUUCCGUAUGAAAGUGGAAUUUCAUAUUACUAAGUUGAAUAAUAUAAUGACCAAUACCUAUAGUUUGCUUGCUGCUAGAUUCUGCCAUCAAGAAUAAAGGAAGAAGGAAGAAGAAUUACUUCCGACGACGACGGGCAGUCAAUCACUAAUAUACACACACGCUCCUGGUUUUUUUUUUUACUUUUUUAAUUUAAGCGUGUUGUUGUAUGUUUGUUUUUUAUCGCUUUCUGAAUGUAAAGUGAAUAUUAUCUAGAGAAAUGUUUCGCCAGCUGCAUGCGUGAAAUAUUUACUGAUUGUGGAGAAAAAUAAUUUGUAAGAUUAGAAAAUAAUCGGAGUGGAAUUAUGAGAACAUUAAAGGAAU